AUGGGUGAGGAAGAAGAGCAGAGGAUUGUGUGGAAGCUUAAAGUUGGUGUGAGGGUCAGAAGUUUCAGUUUGAAGCUCUUUCUUCUCCACAACCAACGACUCUCUUCUUGGAAGCUUCAUCGAUUGUCAUUCCUCCUCAGAUUCCGAAAGCAUCUCCUCAAAAUCGAUUCUCAUUCCAAACCCGAUCCCAUACACAAGCCCAACUCCAGGUUCAGAUUCAGAUUCGGAUUCCUAAGGAGUCUUGCUUUCCUCCGGAGACGGAAACAGAGACAAGUGGAGCUGCAGGGAGAUUCAAAGAACAAAUCGGUGUGGAACUGGAAUCGAUCCUCAAUUUCAUGCGCUCUUUAUAGUUAUAGAGGAGGCGUGGGUGUGGCGAUUCUCAUCAUCAUCAUCCUCAUUAUCCUCAAUUUUCAUUUGCGGUCUAGUUGA
Messenger RNA from Microthlaspi erraticum, 429 nucleotides. The record is from the annotation of a GenBank genome assembly. Lineage: Eukaryota; Viridiplantae; Streptophyta; Magnoliopsida; Brassicales; Brassicaceae.